CGGGAGAGUUAAUUUUGGCAGGAAGAAGUAGCAGCACUCCGCCAACACCACUAUGUCCACUCUAAUCGAAUCAGAGAGCUCAAGCUCCACCGUCAAUUUCGCCGACCACUUACCUCUUCAACUCAUCCAAUCGGAGACAAUCCCUCCGGCUCCGACCCGCUCCGAAUCCGCCAUAGAUUGGUUGCCGGACUUCGCCGGCUACUCAUGGAUCGCCUACGCAGCCUCCUCUCUCCUCGUGAUCUCUCACUUCCCGUCCCCACUGUCCGAAGAAGAAGCCCUAAUCGGUCCCAUUUUUCGCCAAGUCAUCGAACUCUCCUCCGACGGUACGGAUGCCGUAUCGGCAGUUGCUUGGUCCCCUGCCACACCCUCGCUCGGAGAUCUUGCUGCCGCAUUGGAUAACUGCAUCGGCUUGUUUUCGCAUAACUCUGCAACUUCAAGUGGUUCUUUUUGUUGGAGCCAGGCUGCAGUGCUUGUGCAAUCUACCAAGGUAGAAGCCAUCAAGUGGACAGGAUCAGGGGAUGGGAUAGUAUCGGGCGGCAUUGAUGUUGUUUUGUGGAGGAAUAAAGGCAGGUCCUGGGAAAUAGCAUGGAAAUUUAAAACAGAACUGCCUCAAACUCUGGUUUCUGCUACCUGGUCCAUCGAAGAACCUUCAGCAACAGCACCUCUUGGUAAACUGCAUGGUGAAGGACCAUCUUCACUGAUCAGAGAGGCAACCAAAUGCGUGUUUGUGUGUUAUAGUGAUAGAAAUUCCAUAUAUGUGAAAGCUGAGCUACACCAUCCUCUGCCUGUUUCUAUGAUUCAGUGGAGGCCAUCAACAAGAAGACAAUCAAAGAAGGAUGAUAGACAUUCACUUAGGCAUGUGUUAUUGACGUGCUGCUUAGAUGGAACUGUAAGGUUAUGGAGUGAGAUUGAUGAUGGCAGGGUUAAAAAAACCAGCAAGGACAUUAAUGAUCAGAAAACAAGGCGGUCUUUCCAUGUUGUUGCUGUAAUUGAGAUAAACCAGGCAUUGAAUGGAAUGCUGGGCUCCGAUAUAUAUGUAAGAUGGGCAAUCGAAAGUGAUGGUCUAAUCAGUACUGGUAAAGGAGAUAUCCAUUAUUUUUCUUCAGAAGGUAAUCACUAUGAUAAGGCUGGCUGGUGCGAGUGGUUAAUUGGGUUUGGUCCUAAAAUGUUUGUGACUUAUUGGGCCAUCCACUGUCUUGAUGAUGUUGCCCCAAUGAGAUUCCCACGAGUGACUUUAUGGAAGAGAGAAGAGCUAAAAGAUUCCGAAGAGGGAAACAGAAGUUUGCUACUUAAUAAAGUUGUUAUCUCAAGGAAUCAAGUCUGCAGUCCACCAACAACAUGCUCUUUAAUUCGGUUAUUGCCUUGUAAUUCCUUUGGUUGGUUACUCUUCUAUACUCAGACAUCAACUGAUUCUGUGGAUGUAUCUUUAAAUAAACCCAGGACGAAUAAUUUAUUGUCAUGUUGUGCUGGUGGAGUACUGAACAUAGACGGCCAUACUGGAAAAAUUUUACAAGUUGCAGUGCAUCCUUAUAUAUGUGAAGCUGGGCUUGUUGUUUCUUUGGAUAGUGAUGGAUUGCUUCUGUUUUGGUCAGUUUCCACCAUUUCCAAUUGCAUCAUGGGCCUGCCAACAUUGAAUCCCUCUUGGAAACUUUCUGGAAAAUUUGUACUUCAGGAUUCUUAUCCUAUAUAUACAAGCAUGAGUUGGGCACCGGCAGUACUAGAUGAAGACCUUGUUCUUCUUAUGGGACAUGCCGGUGGUAUUGAUUGCUUUAUAGUUAAGAUUUCUAAAAGUGAAGAAGAGAAAAUGCUAUGUCACAACUUAUGCACCAUCCCUUUUACAAGUCAUGGUUAUGAAGUUGGGCCUGCCAAUAUCUGUUCACUUCCUUUGCCUUCGACCUGUAACAAAACCUUUGUUUCCAAUAUUUUUUUGCUGCUAGCUGCAUGGAAGAAGGGCUUUCACGCUUUAUCAUGGAAAAUUAUCAUGCAUUCUUAUGAUUUAUCUGGAAGCUGCUGUGGAUGCAAUAUUGACGCUGGAGAUACAGCUGAAAACAGCACAUGGAAAUUUGAAAGUAUUUUUGGUGGUAAGAAAUACUGUGUUGCUAUUGAUCCUUGCUCGUCUGUAUUACCACAUCCACACAACCAUGAUCAGGUUACAUGUUUUGCCAUGAUCUCUCCCAAUAAUUAUAUUCUCUUUGGAGAACAAAAGUGGAUUUCCGUUAAUGCCUCGUCUAGCAACUAUUCUGCAUAUCAAAUGGUCACUGGCUGCACUAAUGGUAGUUUAAAACUAUGGAGAAGUUUGCCAGCAAAACCACCAAGCUCAAACUCACAGUGGGAGCUUGUGGGCAAGCUUGCCGCUCAUCAAGGCCCCAUCAUUGCAAUUUCAUUUUCUGAUUGUGGUCAAAAGAUUGCAACUGUCUGCCCGACAGGUCAUUCAAAAAAAUUUACCACUCUUAAUAUAUGGAACUGUGUGCACCUCACAGUUGCAGGCAGUUUUAUACUAGAAGAUACAUUAUCUCUUGAUGGAGAUUUUAUUACUUUAAAUUGGUUGACUAUGGGGAAUGGUCAGCUGUUACUUGGGGUUUGCUUGCAAAAUGAAUUGAAGGUAUAUGCUCAAAGACGCUGUGGUGGUCAGUCUCUUCUGGAACAUGAACAGGGAAAACUUUCAGAAAGAAAUAUUUGGUUUUGCAUUGCAUUUGCUCAUUCCUACCCUCCCAUCCGUGAUUUCCUUUGGGGCCCUAGAAUGACUGCUGUGGUUGUUUAUGAUGAUUACUUUUGUCUCUUUAGUGAAUGGAUAUUUUUGGGCGAUAAGGAACACCAAACUAACUGCAACUUGAAAAUUAGCAAGGGAAAGCCUCUUGAUUGCAAUGGUGGAUCAGAUAACCAUAUGCUUACUGCAAUUUUCACUGAUUGUGAGAUUUGUGAUCUCAAAAGAUCAUCAACGGAAGACAUUGGUAAACAAUGCUGGUCCAGGCCUCGUAUGAAAAUGAAUAUAAAAAAUGAUAUUCUAUCAAGCAUUUUCAUAGCAAGUGUGCAACAGAAGAAUAAUCUGGCUAUUGCUUCUGGUUUCUGGAGAGUGUCAGACGUACUUGAAAAGUUAUGUGGAGCUCUCCCUGUUUAUCACCCUGAGGCACUCCUGAUGAAUAUUUGUUCAGGCUAUUGGAAACGUGCAUAUGUAGCUCUACAGCAUCUUGUUGAAUAUCUUACUUCUAGUAAUGCUUUUGUAAAAAGAUAUCGCUCUGCAAGUUCUGGCCACAUCAUUUCGCCAGUUCACUUGUCAAAUUAUCUUGAAGGAUUUCUUUCAACAAGUUCAAGUGACAAGGCAUUUCAAUGGGGUGAAGAUGCCUCUUUAAUUUCAUCAUCUUCACAGCUUCAGAAAGGCUCUACUCAUUCUGCAUACAGUUGGGGAUCCGACAAUGCAUUCACUUCAUCUUCAACAAAAUCUGAACUUCAAGACUUUGUUGAACCAAUUGAGAAGUUGUAUGAUUUUGCAGCUAUUACCAACACAGAAAAGAUGCAAGUUCUUGCUGUUAUUGAUCUUCUCCAUGAUAUUAGUAACCCGCACUCCACUUCUGUUUAUGGAAGCCUUGAUGAACCUGGUCGAAGGUUUUGGGUUGCGGUGCGGUUUAAACAGCUAUAUUUUGUCCGGAGAUUUGGUAGAUUAGCAUUUUCAGGAGAGUUGGCUGUUGACUCAGGUCUGGUUGCAUGGGCUUUCCACUCUGAUUGUCAAGAAAAUUUGUUGGGCUCGCUUUUACAUAAUGAAUCAUCUUGGCAAGAAAUGCGGAGCAUAGGCUUUGGGUUUUGGUAUACAAAUGCAACACAAUUGCGCUUAAAGAUGGAGAAGCUGGCAAGACAACAGUAUUUGAAAAAUAAGGAUCCAAAGGCUUGUGCACUUCUGUAUAUAGCGUUGAAUAGGCUUCAAGUUUUGGCUGGUCUCUUUAAAAUUAGCAAAGAUGAAAAGGACAAGCCGCUGGUGGGAUUUCUUUCACGCAAUUUUCAGGAGGAUAAAAAUAAGGCAGCUGCUUUGAAAAAUGCGUUUGUUUUAAUGGGAAGACAUCAACUGGAACUGGCUAUUGCUUUCUUUUUGCUUGGAGGUGAUACUUCUUCUGCUGUAAAUGUUUGUGCAAAAAACCUUGGAGAUGAACAGCUUGCUCUUGUAAUUUGUCGGCUUGUUGAUGGAUAUGGGGGGCCAUUAGAACGUAAUCUUAUAUCAAAGUUCAUGCUUCCAUCUGCAAUUGAAAAAGGCGAUUAUUGGCUCUCAAGCUUUCUGGAGUGGGUAUCAGGGAAUUACUCACAAUCUUUUCUGAACAUGGUUGGUGUCCAAAUGGCUACUGUGGGCAAUAAGUCAGCUCUCCUAUCCGAUCAUGCUUCAUUUUUAGAUCCAAGCAUCGGUGAGUAUUGCCUAAUGUUGGCAACCAAAAAUAGCAUGAAAAUUGCUGUAGGGGAGCAAAAUGCUGCAAUCCUUGGUAGGUGGGCAAUCCUGAUGAGUGCAACUGCCUUAAACAGAUGCGGCAUGCCUCUUGAGGCGUUGGAUUGCCUUUCAUCUCCUCUGAGCAUUUUUGGGGGUUCAGAUCAACACAAUGUAUCAGAGAUUGCAAACCAUGAACUUCUGAAUGAAAUGCUGAAGCCAUGCCCCGAUAGUUCCUCCUCUAAUUGGAUAUCUGCUGAUGUGACUUUUUCUAUGGAGUCAGAUGCUAAACUAGAUUUAGCGAUGAAGUAUGUCUCGAAAUUGUGGAGGGAACAUCCAAGCUGGCCAGACACCAAUAUGGCAUCUACUGGAGCAUGUACAUUCUCUGAGUCUGAGAUUCAUCAGUACAAGAUAUUACUUGAAAAUUUUCAACACAAGCUAACCUCAGGGCUGGCAUUUUUUGAGCAGAAGUUCUCUUUGAUCCCUCUCCAUAUAAUUAACAUGAUAAUAAUUUUCCUGUGCAAUAAUGGGUUAGUGUUUAUUGGAUACCAUACGUUGCAAGAUUAUACCUCACACAAUAAAAGCAACACAUCUGACAGUUCCCUCUUGUAUCCUAUCCUGCACAAGCUACUUCUGAAGACGACUGAAGAAAUUUCAUGUUUAUUUUCAAGAUUUACUAUUGCCUGUAGUAAAACUUGCUCUCAAUUGAAUUCCUAUUCCACUGAGAAUAAUUUGACUGUUGAAAAUAGAUGUGGCUGGUUAACUGCUUGGGGAUUCUACACGCGGGAUCUCAUAUGGUCAUUGUGGAGUUUAAGAGCCACAUUCAAGUUGCUUUCUGUUUCCUGUGCGGAAGAUUUCGUCAAGAUACCCUUUCUUAUUCUUGAUUUAUUUGAAUUUUAUGUUUAUUUUGCAUCAGCUUGGACUCAAAGAAAUUUUAGAGGUCUAAUUCUGAUUGUGAAACCUCUUAUAAUCACAUAUACCAAGGGGCAUGCUUCUUAUGAAAUCAACAUGGAAGAUCUGAAAAAAGUCCUCCACCAAAUUGCCGAGUUGCUCUUUCAUAAUAUAUUGGUUGAUGAUAUUGGAGGUUAUGUUCAGGUCACUAAGCCAACUCAACAUGAACAAGAUGAAGAUAUAAUGUAUUCGGUAACAGAAGCGGAGAGAUGGCAAAUCUUGGAGGCUUCUUUGUGGGGAAAUGUGUCUGGUUUUCUGAAACAUCAUCUGAAUUCAUUGUCUGAAAAACUCAAUGACAGUUAUUCAUUUGGUCCCAAUUGUAGACUUUCCUCAUUACAUAAUUUUGCUACUCCGAAACCUGAAGGCAAUAAUACACAAAAACAUAUGGAAUUGGUUUCAGUUGUUUUGGCCAAGUCACUGAUGACCACUUGUGUGCAUAUUUCUUCUUACCAUGCAAAGCAGCUUGCAUCUUUCCUGCAGCAGAAAGCAGAAAAUGGAUUAAGUACCCCUACUCUAUUAUCGUUAGAAGAAUUCAGUCGAUCCCAACCCAGAGCUCUCCAUAAGCAUGUUAGUGAGGGUAGUGAUAAUCUGCACCAAAUGAACAGUGAAAAUGAAUUGUCAGCAUUAAAAACACUGUGGUAUAUUUGUGCUGAUUCUAAAAUUUUGUGUGGAGGUUUCACAGAAGAAAAUUCUAAGUGGUUACGAUAUAUUAAGCAGAAGCCCUCCAAAGGAUGGAGUGAGAUAUAUACAUGCAUAAUGGGGGAAUGUGAAGCUGAGGAAACUUGUAAUCAAGACGGUAAACAUGGCAAUAUUUUUGCUAGUAAUGGAGCUGGAUCAUCUGUUGGGCAUCUGUCUCCAGAUGAUCAUUCUUUGCUAAGUUCUGUGCGGAAGGAUACACUCCAUUUGAAGGAGGUCAUUCCUUUCCAGAAACCUAAAGAAAUAUGUAAGAGAAAUGGAGAACUUUUGGAGGCAUUGUGUAUCAACUCCAUUGAUCAACAAGAAGUUGCGGUUGCCAGCAACCGAAAGGGGAUAAUAUUCUUUAAUUGGGACGAUGGGCUACCUUUGAGAGAUCAGUCUGAUUAUAUCUUGGCGGAGGCUGAUUGGCCACAGAAUGGGUGGGCUGGGUCAGAAUCUACCCCAGUUCCUACUUGUGUUUCUCCUGGGGUUGGUCUUGGGACCAAGAAAGGGGCACACCUUGGGUUGGGUGGAGCAACUGUAGGUGUAGAUUCAUUGGCAAGACCAGGGAGAGACUUAACCAGUGUUGGAUCAUACGGAGUUCCAGGUUAUGCUGGUAUUGGCACAUCCGGCCUUGGUUGGGGAAUUCAAGAGGACUUUGAGGAGUUUGUUGAUCCACCUGCCACUGUGGAAAAAACUAAUACAAGGGCAUUCUCUAGUCACCCUUCUAGGCCUUUCUUCUUGGUUGGAUCUAGCAACACACACAUAUACUUAUGGGAGUUUGGAAAGAACAAAGCUACUGCAACAUAUGGAGUACUUCCUGCUGCUAAUGUCCCGCCACCAUAUGCGCUUGCAUCAAUAUCAGCUGUGCAGUUUGACCACUAUGGACAGAGAUUCGCGACUGCUGCAUUGGAUGGAACUGUAUGCACAUGGCAGCUUGAGGUAGGAGGAAGGAGCAACAUCCGCCCAACAGAAUCAUCUCUCUGCUUUAACAAUCAUGCAUCGGAUGUCACUUACGUUACUGCAAGUGGAUCAAUCAUUGCUGCUGCUGGUCAUAGCUCCAACGGUGUGAAUGUGGUUAUAUGGGAUAUGCUUGCUCCACCCUCAACCUCUCGAGCUUCCAUCAUGUGUCAUGAAGGUGGUGCCUGCUCUCUUUCUGUGUUUGAUAAUGACAUAGGAAGUGGUUCUAUUUCACCCCUUAUUGUGACUGGCGGAAGAGGUGGUGAUGUCGGAGUUCAUGACUUCCGUUAUAUAGCUACUGGAAGAACAAAGAGGCACAAACAUUCUGAUAGUGGUGAGCAAAACAUCAUUGCAUCAUCAACAGCUGAUUUGCAGAUCAAAAGUGGGAACCAGAAUACAAAUGGGAUGCUUUGGUAUCUACCGAAGGCUCAUUUAGGAGAUGUUACCAAAAUAUCUACCAUCCCAAAUACCAGUUUUUUCUUGACGGGAAGCAAAGAUGGAGAUGUUAAACUUUGGGAUGCCAAGAGAGCCAAGUUAGUGUACCAUUGGUCAAAAUUGCAUGAAAGACACACCUUUAUGCAACCAAGCUCCCGGGGAUUUGGUGGAGUUGUGAGGGCCGCUGUUACGGAUAUUCAAGUUGUUUCCCAUGGUUUUCUUUCAUGUGGGGGAGAUGGUUCUGUAAAGCUGGUUCAGCUUAAAGAUAUCUUGUACAGGGAAUAGGAAUAAAUUUAUACGAGUUCCAUCAGAAUUGCUGGAAAUCUUUCAGCCUAAGCUCAGAAGAUGGGGAACACUGAAUUCUGAGAAACCAUUCUACAACGCAAGGUUGGUGACCAUUCUACAAAUGCAAUGUUGCUGUCUUCUCCCAUGAAUGCUGCAGCAAUCACUCAGUUGUUGACCUGUAUUUUUUUGUUUGAAGCGUGUCACAAGGAGGGAAAUACUAGGUCUUUUUGCAAAUUGCUCCAAGAAGCCAAAACAGAACAAUUAAUCCUGUUCUGUAAAUCAAACAAUUUCUUCCUUGGCCGAAAUUUUCUACCAAGAAAUGAACAAUAUAUACUCAUCCCUCCUACAUUUCCUAUUUUGACCAAGCUGAGCUCGGUGAAAUAUUCUGUCGAAAUCAAUGAUGGCUACUUGUUGUAAGAGAUUUUGAAACGGCUGAUUGACUGGUUUUCAUGGCUGGUGUCAUCUUUUCUAGGAAGUCUUCCUUAAGCAAAAGCUACAACCAGCUGAGAGUUGCUUGGUUACUUUUUGCAGUGGUGUCAACUGCAACUGCAUUUUUCAUACUCGCUCGUGUAAUAUAAAAAGAAAACAAUUGUCAUCUGUCUAUACACAAUUGUUUGUUAAAUAGCUAGAGAAGGGUCUAGUUGAUCUAAAUUCCGAGACUGUAUAGUGUAGUCCAAGCAAUUGGGAUACAAGGCUUUGAUGAUUUAAGUUGGAUGUACAUGUGUAACUUCGUAAAAGUUAUGAUAUAUCAGAAGGUGAUUUUUUUUUUUGUAUC
This is a messenger RNA of Cornus florida, 8486 nucleotides long. RefSeq lists its product as uncharacterized. The record is from RefSeq and is a predicted model, not a curated record. The transcript has 16 exons. The coding region runs from base 53 to 7711 and encodes 2552 amino acids. Lineage: Eukaryota; Viridiplantae; Streptophyta; Magnoliopsida; Cornales; Cornaceae. Gene Ontology annotation, cellular component: RAVE complex. Gene Ontology annotation, biological process: vacuolar acidification. Gene Ontology annotation, molecular function: protein binding.